Molecule: messenger RNA, 558 nt
Organism: Penicilliopsis zonata CBS 506.65
Lineage: Eukaryota; Fungi; Ascomycota; Eurotiomycetes; Eurotiales; Aspergillaceae
Exons: 1
Coding region: 163-489 (108 amino acids)
Source: RefSeq, a predicted model, not a curated record
AUAAGGCCCUUCCUUCCCCCCUCUUUUAUCUUUCCUAUCUGUCCCGGGAAUCGGUGCAGCGUUUUCUACUUCCUCUUGUUCCCUCUUUCUCGCCCUGGUGGCUUGAAACGAUCGUCUCGUCGAGGAGUCUCAUGAGUAUCUUUGACAAGUCCAGAUCUAUUAAUGACCGAUACGACUUUUGAUUUAUUUAUCCUCGUUAUCAUUUCCUUUCUGGCAUGCGUUCAACAUGGCGUGUCUCGGCUGUAUUACUACUUGGCCUGCGGUGUAUCCUGCUUGUUGAUCUAUUUUUUAAUCUCUUUGUCUAUACACUGGGUUGCCUUGGUUUUUUUUUAUCUACAGGAUACCACAUUCAUUCGGCUUUGUCUUUCUUUUCCUUUUUUUUUUUUUUUUUUUUUUUUUUUCCUGUUCAUGCGUUCAAAAAAAAGGGUGGACAGGAUUUUGUACAAUCUGCAGUGUUUAGUUAUUUUUUUUUUUUUUUGGCCUGUCUGAACGAGCGACCAGGUUGUCCAUCUGAUUCUUUACUAGGUAGUUAGUAUUAGGUAGUCAUUUUACCUUAAC